AGAGUUAAAAGAAGUGAACGGCCAAAGAGGUUUCCAGUCUUUAAGUUGCACCGACAUGAAAGUUAGGCUUAUCUUUCCAACUUCCUGCCAAAAGACACUUCUUGACCCUUGUGUAUCACUAAUCUCUCCCCACCCAAGGGUUUAUUUAUGAGCUUUACUCCAGUUUAGAGCGCAGCGGGGCUGCUGUUUACAUUCAGCUGACUGUUUUGUACACUUUUGAGGAUGUGUAAAGGCAGUUAGCAUUAGCAUGAGUGCUAGCUAGCGGCGUGUUGACAGAAGCGACAGGAGGAGAACAAAAGAGACAUUUCGGCUCAUUUUUGCCUCCCUUUGGCCGAUUAGCAGUGACAUGUAGGAGGUGUGAGGAGAGCAGCACGAUGCCUGUGAUCCUGUUUCUGAUAGACACGUCCGCCUCCAUGAACCAGCGCUGCCACUUGGGCACUACCUAUCUGGACAUAGCUAAGGGUGCUGUUGAGACUUUCCUCAAGGUAACUAACACGGAGAAAAACUAAACAUUAAACAUUAGCUUUUUCGAGCACAUUGUGGCUUUUCCCCCUGAUUCUUUUCGUGUUUCCACGCAGCUCAGGAGUAGGGAUCCGGCGAGCAGAGGAGACAGAUACAUGCUAGUUUCCUUCGAGGAAGCUCCUGCCGGGAUAAAGAUCUGGCUGUCCUUCUCUGUCUCUCUUCUCAGGCCGGAUGGAAAGAGAGCCACGCCAUCUUCAUGACGGAACUGAGGAACCUGCAGGCUGUCGGCUUAACGUCGUUUGGCCAGUCUUUAAGGGCCGCUUUCGAUUUGCUCAACCUGAACAGAUUAGUGUCAGGGAUAGACAACUAUGGGCAGGGAAGAAACCCGUUUUUCCUGGAGCCUGCCAUUAUAGUGGCGAUUACGGACGGAAGCAAACUGACAGGCACUGCAGGAGUGCAGGACGAGCUGCAUUUACCGUUGAUGACCCCGUUACCGGGCAGCGAGCUGACGAAGGAGCCGUUCCGCUGGGACCAGCGCCUUUUUUCUCUGGUGCUUCGCAUUUCAGGCCACGCCCCUUUGGAGCCCGAGCCAGUGGGCGGAGUCCCGGCCGACCCCUCCCCCGUGACGCCCAUGUGUGAGGUGACAGGAGGCCGCUCGUACAGUGUGUUUUCUCAGCGCAUGCUGAACCAGUGCCUGGAGUCUCUGGUGCAGAAGAUCCAGAGCGGAGUCGUGAUAAACUUUGAGAAGACGGGCCCCGACCCUGCUGAAGAUGGUCCUUCAGAUGUUAAAUCCGGUCCCCAGCCGUGGCACAGCUGCCAUAAGCUCAUUUACGUGCGGCCCAAUCCCAAAACGGGGGUUCCUGUUGGCCACUGGCCCAUUCCUGAGUCCUUCUGGCCCGACCAGAACUCCCCCACUCUGCCACCACGAAUGGCCCAUCCACAGGUGCGAUUUUCCUGCAUGGAGGCGGAGCCCAUGGUCGUAGAUAAGGUCCCAUUCGAUAAGUACGAGCUGGAGCCGUCUCCUCUAACGCAGUACAUUCUGGAGAGGAAGUCACCACACACCUGCUGGCAGGUUUACGUAAGUAACAGCGCUAAGUACGGCGAGCUCGGGCAGCCGUUCGGCUACCUGAAGGCGAGUACGGCGCUCAGCUGUGUCAACCUCUUCAUCAUGCCCUACAACUACCCUGUGGUGCUGCCCCUCCUGGACGACUUGAUUCGAGUGCACAAAUUCAAGCCCACUCCGAAAUGGCGUCAGGCCUUCGAGAGCUACCUGAAGACCAUGCCGCCAUACUACAUCACGCCCCUGAGGAAGGCACUGAGGAUGAUGGGAGCCCCGAACCUGCUGGCCGAAAGCAUGGAGUACGGCCUGAGCUACAGCGUUGCGUCAUACCUGAAGAAACUCAGCCAGCAGGCGAAGGUGGAGGCGGACCGCGUGUGCGCGCUGGUAGGGAAGAAGGCGGGGCCUGAUAUGGGGAUCAAGCUCCGCCUCCGAGGCUCUGCUAUCUCGUUAGCUCACAGAAAGGAUUUUGCACAGCUGCUGCACGGCAUCAUGGGAGAUGGGCCGCUCGACAUCAACCCCAAAGAGUUCUCAGGGUUCCAGCUAGCUGUGCUCAACAAGGCCCUGAAGCCACAGGGUCUGCGGAACCCGUAUGACGUACCCAGGAUUCAGCUGCUGGACCAGCUGAGCCGCAUGAGGAGAAACCUCCUGAACACCAGCAUGUGUGUGCUGAAGGGCCAAGACCAAGAUCAGCUCCACAGCGUGCCCAUAGCACAGAUGGGCAACUAUCAGGACUUCCUGAAACUUAGCCCCGCCCCCUUGAGAGAGGCGGACCCAGACCAACCGAAGCGGCUGCACACCUUCGGCAACCCCUUCAAACUGGACAAGAAGGCGAUGAUGGUGGAUGAAGCAGACGAGUUUGUGACUGGGACUCAGGGAAAAGGCAAGCGACCCAUCGAUACCAGCCCGCCUACUGGCGCUCCGAAAAGGAGGAGGUGCAUGUCGCCAUUACUGCGCCUGGGACGUGCGUACACCCCGCCCAAUAAGACGCCACCCAGAGCUCCGGACGCCAAUCACGCGGGCCACAGUGAAUUGGAGCAAGCGCCAGUGCUCAACCACACGGGCCAUCUCGAUUUGGAACGGGUUCCUGAUUCCAACCACGUAGGCCACGUCGAAUUGGAACGUGCCCCAGACUCCAAUCACGUGGGCUGCCUCGAGUCCCCUGAACGGUCCCAGGAAGUGCCACCCUUGCCCCCUAACCUCGACGCAAAUCACCUGGAAGAGGAAGAGGACGCCGAGCAGCAGAACGGAGGACGCAAUCCCGAGGAAGAGGAGCUGAAGAGGACGAGGAGGGAGGAAGGGCGCGAGCUGAACGCGGAGCUCCGCGUCCUCAUCACCAGGGAGAUCAGGAAGCCGGGCCGGCGUUAUGAGAGAAUCUUCUACCUCCUGAAGCAGAUCCAGGGCAGCCUGGAAACGAGACUCAUCUUCCUGCAGAACAUCAUUAAAGAGGCAGCGAGAUUUAAAAAGCGAGUGCUGAUCGAGCAGCUGGAGAACUUCCUGGAAGAGAUCCACUUACGAGCAAACAGCAUGAACCACCUGGACGGCUUCUAAUCGCAGACAAUCACACGGCGAGCGUUUCUGUAUAAUCACACCUCAGGGCAAAGGGGAAAGGUAGAGAAUAUCACCCCCAUCCCCCCCUCCCCCUUUUCCGUUCUUCAUCCUCCCCUUCGUUUCCACUUCCUGUGCUUCUCUGAUCUCUUUAUCUCUCCUGUUUUAUGCCAAAGAUGAAUGGAUUUGUCAAGUGCAUUGCCCCUUAAAAAGAAUUCCCAAUCCUUAUUGAGUUUGAAUUAACGAAAUUUGCCUUAGAAUUUAAAAAAAAAAUGUCUGUUUAUAAGGACAGUCAUGAGAAUUGGCUCUAAAUUGGACAUCUGACCUGGUCUCAAGGAGACGCAGAGGUCAAGCCAUCAUUAAUUUAACAACCAAUGGUCUUCUCUCCUUCUGUGCGAAUUUAUUCAAGAACAUUAUUAAAGUUCCUUUAACAACAGUUAAAAUAAUAACUCCCUUUUUUUAUGAAAAUGUCUUUUGUCCAUGGAAUGCUGGGAAAGUCUCAAUUCUCCCAUCAACAGUUUCUUUUCUUUUCAUUUUGGAUCCAUCCUUCAUCUUCAUCACUCCUCUUAUCUUAUUUUCACACCAACAUCUCAGCGAUCUGUCGACUCGUCAUAGGGACCAAGCACUCAAGCUCCGCUUAUAUACACGAUUUUGUGCAAGUUGUACAAAUGUAAAUACGGAAAGUUAAAGUAUUAUUUAAAGGACGUUUCUCGUGAAAGCCUACUACUUUUUUUUUUUUUUUUUUUUUUUUUUGUAUGUUGUUGAAGAAAAUUUCUAUUUUAUACUGUGAAGAACUAUUCGAAAUAAACAUUUU
Messenger RNA from Pangasianodon hypophthalmus (striped catfish), 3881 nucleotides. RefSeq names its product integrator complex subunit 6 (gene ints6). Gene Ontology annotation, cellular component: integrator complex. The transcript is spliced from 17 exons. The record is from RefSeq and is a predicted model, not a curated record. NCBI's taxonomy places the organism in Eukaryota, Metazoa, Chordata, Actinopteri, Siluriformes, Pangasiidae. Gene Ontology annotation, biological process: snRNA 3'-end processing. The coding region runs from base 719 to 3070 and encodes 783 amino acids.